Messenger RNA from Notechis scutatus (mainland tiger snake), 1038 nucleotides. Its product is annotated as nicotinamide N-methyltransferase. Gene Ontology annotation, molecular function: N-methyltransferase activity. Gene Ontology annotation, cellular component: cytosol. Lineage: Eukaryota; Metazoa; Chordata; Lepidosauria; Squamata; Elapidae. The record is from RefSeq and is a predicted model, not a curated record.
UUCGGUCACGGAGAGUCUGCAUUUGAUAUCUGCAAACCCAGAGACCACAUCGUGAUGGAAUUCACUGGAGGAGACAUUUACCAGAAGGAAUUCGAUCCCAAAGUUUACCUGGAAUAUUUCCAUUUUGGGAAAGGGUCCGUCGAAGAUGAAUUCCUGGAGUUUAUUUUGAAAUGCUUUUGCAAAAUCUUUACUUCAGGGGUCCUGAAAGGUGGCACCCUGAUUGAUAUUGGCAGUGGCCCCAGCAUCUACCAGCUGCUGCCUGCCUGUGAGUGCUUCGAGAACAUCAUAGCCACUGAUUAUCUGGACAAGAACUGCCAGGAAAUUACAAAAUGGAUGAAGAAGGAGCCGGGCGCUUUUGAUUGGUCCUCGGUGGUGCAGUAUGUGUGCCAGCUGGAGGGGAACAGGGAGACGUGUGCAGAGAAGGAGGCCAAGCUGCGAAGAAGCAUCAAGCAGGUUCUCAGGUGUGACGUCCACCAAAGCAACCCACUGGCUCCCGUCUCUCUGGCCCAGGCUGACUGCCUUCUGUCCACAGAGUGCCUGGAAUCCGCCUGCAAAGACCAGGCGAGUUUCCAGGCCGCCUUGAAGAAUCUCAGUUCUCUGCUGAAACUCGGGGGACACUUGGUACUCGGUGGGGUUUUAGGGUGCACGUUCUACAGGUUGGGCCCUCAUAAAUUCUCCAGCAUGCUCCUCACGGAAGAAAUCCUGAAAAAUGGGCUGAGCACCACUGGGUUUGCCAUUGUAGAGUUCAAUGUGGAGCCCAGAGUUUUCAAGACCCACAUGGAGGACUGUGAUUUCUCCGGGAAGUACGUCAUUCUUGCCCGUAAGGACAAAGAAGUGUAAACCCUGUGGCUUCAUUGUAUCUCAAAAGCCACAACAUCGCUUUGGAUCUGGAACAUGUUUGUUCCAAGCCCAUCUCUACCACAGUUUUAGCUUUCUAAAUGUUGCCUGAAGGCCAUCAUAACCCAUCAUAUACGCCUGUUGGGAGGUCACACCCCAAUAAAGAUGGAAGGGGUUAAAAUAAAGCACUUUCUAAAACAA